UUAUUUUUGCUUUUUGAUCAGCUCCUCCUACCACAGUAAUUCACCUUCAGUGAAGUUUCUUCCACAGUAGUUCACCAGUAAAUGCUGGAAUAUCCCCAUCAGUCUACAAGUGAAGAACAGAGUUUGCGAAAGAAUAUUGAAAACAUGAAUGAUCCAGAACUCUGCAGAAUAAAGCUGGAAGAUACUGAAGAACAAAGAGCUGAUCCAGAACCCUGCAGAAUAAAGCAGGAAGAUACUGAAGAACUUAGAGCUGAUCCAGAACCCUGCAGAAUAAAGCAGGAAGACACUGAAGAACAAAGAGCUGAUCUAGAACCCUGCAGAAUAAAGCUGGAAGAUACUGAAGAACAAAGAGACCUGAUAGAAGGGAACAAGGAGAUCGAAGAACUGUUUGAAGUGGGAGAGAAACAAAUCAAAACUGAAGAAAAAUAUUUGAGUCCCUCAUUGAAAAGAAGAGACAAAAUAUGUUUUACUUGCCCACAGUGUGGAAAAAGUUUCCUGUACAAACAAAGUCUUGAACUUCACAUGAGAAUUCACACUGGAGAGAAGCCUUUCACAUGUAAUCAGUGUGGGAAGAGUUUUACACAAAAAGGAACCCUUAGCGAACAUAUGAGGAUCCACACUGGAGAGAAGCCGUACGCAUGUGCUCAAUGUGGGAAGAAUUUCACACAAAAAGGAAACCUUAACAAGCAUAUGAAAAUCCACACUGGAGAGAAGCCGCAUGCAUGCGAUCAGUGUGGGAAGUGUUUCAGACAAAAAGUAAUCCUCAACGAACACAUGAGGAUCCACACUGGAGAGAAGCCGUACUCGUGUGAUAAAUGUGGGAAGAGUUUUGCUCAAAAAGGACACCUUAACAAACAUAUUAAAAUCCACACUGGUGAGAAGCCGUACACGUGCGAACAGUGUGGAAAGAGUUUCACACAAAAAGUAAUCCUUAAUGAACAUAUGAGGAUUCACACUGGAGAGAAGCCGUACACAUGUGAACAUUGCGAGAAAAUUUUCACAAUAAAAAGAAAUCUAAAUGAACACAUGAAAAUCCACACUGGGGAGAGGCCUUACGCAUGUGAUCAGUGUGAUAAGAGUUUCACACAAAAAGGAACCCUAAACGAACACAUGAGAAUCCACACUGGAGAGAAGCCGUACACAUGUGGUCAAUGUGGGAAGAGUUUCACACAAAAAGGAAAUCUUAACAAACAUGUGAAAAUCCACACUGGAGAGAAGCCGCACACAUGCGAUCAGUGCGGAAAGAGUUUCAGACAAAAAGUUAUCCUUAACGAACACAUGAGAAUCCACACUGGAGAAAAGCCGUAUUCAUGUGCUCAAUGUGGGAAGAGUUUCACACAAAAAGGAAACCUUAACAAACAUGUGAAAAUCCACACUGGAGAGAAGCCGUUCACAUGUGAUCAGUCAUGGGAGAGUUUUGCACAAAAAGAAACCCUUAUGGCUCACAUGAAAAGCCACAAUGGGAAGAAGCCGCACACAUGUGAUCAGUGUGGGAAGAGUUUUGCUCAUAAAGCAACCCUUAAUGAGCACAUGAAAAUCCACACUGGAGAAAAGCCGCACACAUGUGAUCAGUGUGGGAAGAGUUUCACGCAAAGAGGAACCCUUAAGGAUCACAUAAGAAUCCACACUGGAGUGAAGCCAUACGCAUGUGAUCAGUGUGGAAAGAGUUUUGCACAAAAAGGAAACCUUAAUGAUCACAUGAAAAUCCACACUGGGGAGAAGCCAUACAUAUGUGAUCAGUGUGAGAAGAGUUUUACACGAAAAGAGCACCUUAAUGAACACAUGAAAAUCCACACGGGAGAAAAGCCACACAUAUGUGAUCAGUGUGGGAAAAGUUUCACACAAAAAGGAACCCUUAAGGAUCACAUGAGAAUCCACACUGGGGAGAAGCCGUACACAUGUGAUCAGUGUGGGAAGUGUUUCACACAAAAAGGAAAUCUUAAUAAACAUAGGAAAAUCCACACUGGAGAGAAGCCACACAUAUGUGAUCAGUCUGGGAAGAGUUUCACACAAAAAGGAACCCUUAAGGAUCACAUUAGAAUCCACACUGGGGAGAAGCCGUACACAUGUGAUCAAUGUGGGAAGAGUUUCACACAAAAAGGAAACCUCAACGUACACAUGAAAAUCCACACUGGAGAUAAGCCGUACACAUGUCAUCAGUGUGGGAAGAGUUUCACACAUAAAGGAAAUCUUAACGUACACGUGAAAAGCCACACUGGGGAGAAGCCGUACACAUGUGAUCAGUGUGGGAAGAGUUUUGCGCAUAAGGCAACCCUUACUGAACACAUUAAAAUUCACACUGGGGAGAAGCCGCACAUAUGUGAUCAGUGUGGGAAGAGUUUCACACGAAAAGAAAACCUUAAUGAUCACAUGAGAAUCCACACUGGAGUGAAACCACACACAUGUGAUCAAUGUGGGAAGAGUUUCGCACAAAAAAGACACCUUACUGAUCACAUGAGAAUCCACACUGGAGAGAAGCCGUAUACCUGUGAUCAAUGUGGGAAAAGUUUCCGAAAAUCAAGUGUUUAUAAAGUACAUCUGCUUACUCAUUCUAGAGAAAGACUAUAUGACUGUGACCAAUGCAGUAAAAGAUUUUUUAGGGCAGAUUUCCUGAAGGACCACCUGAAAGUUCAUACAAAGGAGAAGCCUUACGUCUGUUAUUUGUGUGGAAAGAGUUUUAGUCAGAUGGGUGCAUUAAAAAUACACCAGAAAAGACACAGCGGUGUUAAGGAUCAUAUUUGCUCUGAGUGUGGGAAAACUUUUUUUACAGAUGGUGCACUGAAAGUGCACCAGACUGUUCACACUACAGAGACACCUUACAAGUGUUCAUACUGUGACAAGAGAUUCAAACUGUCAGUAUAUCUGAAAAUACAUGAGAGGGUCCACACUGGAGAGAAGCCAUACACAUGUGAUCAGUGUGGGAAGAGCUUCACACUAAAAGGAAACCUUAACGAACAUAUGAAAAUCCACUCUGGGGAGAAGCCAUUCACAUGUUAUCAGUGUGGGAAGAGAUUCACACAUAAAGGAAACCUUAACGUACACAUGAAAAGCCACACUGGGGAGAAGCCAUACACAUGUGAUCAGUGUGGGAAGAGUUUUGCGCAUAAAGUAACCCUUUACAAACACAUGAGGUUCCACACUGGGGAGAAGCCGCACACAUGUGAUCAGUGCGGGAAGAGUUUCACACAAAAAGAGCAUCUUAAUGAACACAUGAAAAUCCACACUGGAGAGAAGCCGCACAAAUGUGAUCAAUGUGGGAAGAGUUUCACACAAAAAGGAAAUCUUAACGAACACAUGAAAAUCCACACUGGAGAGAAGCCGCACAAAUGUGAUCAAUGUGGGAAGAGUUUCACACAUAAAGGAAACCUUAACGUACACAUUAAAAGACACGCCGGAGUGAAGCCAUACACAUGUGAUCAAUGUGGGAAGAGUUUCAGAAAAUCAAGUGUUUUUAAAGUACAUCUGUGUGCUCAUUCUAGAGAAAGACUAUGUAACAGUGACCAGUGCAGUAAAAACAUUUUUACGGCAGAUUUCCUGAAGGACCACCUGAAAAUUCAUACAAAGGAGAAGCCUCAUGUGUGUUCAUUAUGUGGAAAGAGUUUUAGUGAGCCGAGUGCUUUAAAAUUACACCAGAAAAGGCACAGUGGUGUGAAGGAUCAUGUUUGCUCGGACUGUGGCAAGACUUUUUUUACAGAUAGUGAACUGAAAGUGCAUCAGACAGUUCACACUAGAGUACAACCUUAUAAGUGUUCUCUCUGUGAUAAGAGAUUCAAACGGUCAAUAUAUCUGAAAAUACAUGAGAGGAUCCACACUGGAGAGAAGCCGUAUCACUGCCAUUCAUGUGGAAAGAGUUUCACUCAAUUAUCUUCUCUAAUCUUUCAUAAAAAAAAAUGCAUGUCUGGUAAUACAUUAAGUAGUUUGAGUUCUGAUCCUGUACUUCCAGGUGUGAUGCUGCAUAGUGCAGCAUCAGAGAUUAUUUUGAUAAUCGAUUAAUCAAAAAUUAUUAGAAUGAUUAAUCAACUGCUUGAUUAUUUCAAAGAUUAAUCAGUAGGCUUUGAUCACUUAUUCAGCUUUUGCAAUUAUUUAAAUUGUUGAGUUAUACCCAUUCUAACUAAUAAAUAAAACAAGGAAACUUGAAAACUUCUUUGUAAUAAACUUUGAGUAAAUUGAA
Molecule: messenger RNA, 4171 nt
Organism: Rhinichthys klamathensis goyatoka
Lineage: Eukaryota; Metazoa; Chordata; Actinopteri; Cypriniformes; Leuciscidae
Product: zinc finger protein 585A-like
Exons: 2
Coding region: 82-3993 (1303 amino acids)
Source: RefSeq, a predicted model, not a curated record